AUGGAAAAACGGAGCUCCAUUAAGACCAGAGAACUGAGAUUACCACCAGGCUUUCGGUUUCACCCAACAGAUGAAGAGCUAGUGGUUCAGUAUUUAAGUCGAAAAGUGUCUGGUUUACCCUUACCAGCUUAUGUUAUACCGGAAAUCGAUAUCUGUAAAACCGAACCAUGGGAUUUACCAGGUGCUUGUGAUUCAGAGAGGUAUUUUUUUAGCACUAGGGAAGCUAAAUACCCAAGCGGAAACCGGUCGAACCGAUCAACCGGUUCGGGUUACUGGAAAGCGACCGGAAUUGAUAGGCAAAUCGGGAAGAAGGUUAUUGGGAUGAAGAAAACUCUGGUUUUCUAUAAAGGGAAACCUCCCAACGGGACAAGAACCAAUUGGGUUCUUCAUGAGUAUCGUCUUGUUGAUCCUCAACAUGUAUCAUACGGAGAGAACAUGAAUUGGGUUCUAUGCAGAGUGUUCUUGAAGAAGAGGAGCAAUAAUAGUAACAAGAAGAAAGAAGAUGAGGGAGAGAAGAAGGAGAAGGAAGAGAUAGAAAGUGACGACAACAAGAGUACUUGUCCGAUAUUCUAUGACUUUUUGGGAAAUGACGUGAAGACAAGAAGAUGCUGCGAUAUAAAUUUGAUUCGUACGUUUUGUUCUUCUUCAGCGUCUUCAUCGGUUUGUUCAAGUGCUUUAACUCAGACAUCUUUUAAUAGUGACUCUGAUAAUCAUCAUGAAGAAAUUAAUUGUAGGGAAAAUAAGUUUCUUUUGUUUCUGUAA
Molecule: messenger RNA, 762 nt
Organism: Eruca vesicaria subsp. sativa (arugula)
Lineage: Eukaryota; Viridiplantae; Streptophyta; Magnoliopsida; Brassicales; Brassicaceae
Source: the annotation of a GenBank genome assembly